Messenger RNA from Arabidopsis arenosa, 1435 nucleotides. The record is from the annotation of a GenBank genome assembly. NCBI's taxonomy places the organism in Eukaryota, Viridiplantae, Streptophyta, Magnoliopsida, Brassicales, Brassicaceae.
CACAAUUAAAAAACAAAUAAAUCCAAAUCAGAAAGUGUAUUUGUCUCUAAAUUUGUUGGAAACCAUGUUUCGACCCUCCAAGAAAGACCAAGAGGCGAAGACGACAUUGUUAUGGGACAUUGAAGAUCGCCCGAGACCAGAUCAUAUCCAAUUUGGUGAUAUUCCUACACACUUUAUGACGCUCUUGAAGGAAUCUGUUAGUUUUCAUGGUCCACUCUCUAUUAGUGCUUAUGGUGAUGCGCAAAGGCUCAUAGGUAACCCAAGACCAAACGGAAUAGAGUUCAAUCAAGUACCCUCAGGAGAUAGAGAUGGGAGACUUCAUAAGAUUUUGGUGGAUUCUCUAUUAUGGGUGAUUGAUAAUCUUGAUCAACCAUCAAAUUUGGUGCUUGUGGUGGGAAAUAUCGCGGAAGACUCGGAUUUUGUCAAGUCUCUCACGACUUUGAAAAAGAAAAAUUGCCUAGUUGUUUCACAGACUGCUAACACAAAACUAAUUCAACGUGAUGCCUGGAAAACCGUACUUGGGAGAGAAUCGCGUAUGGCUAAUAACUUUAUUGUUAAGAGUGGACGACCCAAGGCUAGUAGCCCAUCUCUUGCUUCAACGAGUAGCUCAUCUCUUGCUUCUGACUCUUUAGAAGAUAUGGUAACAUUAGCAUAUUUUGGUACUCUCUUCGAGAACAAGCGAGCGGAGGAGUACCGAACAAACAUGUGGGUGAAAAAAUGUGAAAGGGAGGCUUGUGGUACACACACGAAGUUUGAUCUAAGUUCGAUUUCCAAGUUUUGGAGUAGUCUUAUUACUCCGACAGAAUCUUCCUCUUCACAUAAGGAUGCUUUAGAUUCUUGUCUUAAUCGUGCCAAGCAAUUUGCUUCCGAUUGCAAGAAAUCCAUGACUAUUGUUAUGUGGGAUUGGGAAAACUGCAACGUUCCAGCCUAUUGCGACCCGGAAGAACUUCUUGGAAAUAUCAAAACCGCGCUGUGUAACUUAGGAUACACGGGGGAUAUCGUUAUGCGGGGAUACGGCGAUGACAAGGUUUUGAAGGAUGGUUAUUUCGACAAACUUGCUCUUAGCGGUAUCAGAAUGACUCACGUACCUCCGGGGAAAGAUGCGAGUGACAAGCGCCUCCUAAAUUCCAUCUACUUUUGGGGGUUUGACAAUCCAGCCCCUUGUAACAUACUUUUUAUUACCUCGGAUGGCAAUUUCGCGACGGCCACUAUCCAAUUCAAGGCAGCUGGUUAUAAUACUAUGAUUGCUCAUCUGAACAAGAGGCAGACUAGAUCCAAAAACUCACACCAUCUAGGAAGAUGAUACAGGAGUCAUCGACGGCAUGGAUUUGGGCCAUUUGGCGUCUGCUAGCUUUUGGACGACGUCCAUACAAGUGGGCUAAGUAGCUCUAUACUUAAUACUUCGGAAAAAUAAAUAUAAAAAAUGUCUGUUUUA